AUGUUCCUGACACGUACCGCCGCCUCCCUAUCUGCCGCCACUACUGGCCAGCUCCAGUGCCUUCAUGAUCGAUGGCGUUGCCAGCUUUCCAGGACCCACACAUUUCACUGUCAGGACUCCUGCACCGUCACGGUUCUGUUACCUUCUGCAUAUCUUGUAACCCUUCCGCACCUCACAUUCACCCUCUACAAUUUUAUAGACUUGUCGUUCACUAAGGAAGUCAUGGACAAAGUCACUUUACUUCGUGCGAAAGUCGACAGACUGCUUGAACCACUAGGUCCGUCGAGCCUCGACUCACAACUACAACGCGCAGCUAGACCACUUCUAAAGCUCGACAAGAUCAAGACACAUCAACGGUCGCCUUCGACCAUAUCCAACACAAAUUCAGACAGCUUUAUCGACAUUCCUUCCUCUCGACUCCGGCAGCGAUAUCCCGAAAGACACGACAAAGAUGGGUAUUGUCUCGCCUUCACAACUCACAGAGGAGUGCAAAACAACUCCCAGACAUCCAUGAUGGCUUGGGACCUCCCUAAGGGUACCGGCCGUGCUCGGUGUUUCUUCACCUUCCUCUGCAAAUUUGCUUCAAGCUUCCUGAUCUCGGGGAAUUAUGGCAGGAAGUGA
Suillus subaureus is the source of this 621-nucleotide messenger RNA. RefSeq lists its product as uncharacterized. The record is from RefSeq and is a predicted model, not a curated record. The transcript has 4 exons. The coding region runs from base 1 to 621 and encodes 206 amino acids. NCBI's taxonomy places the organism in Eukaryota, Fungi, Basidiomycota, Agaricomycetes, Boletales, Suillaceae.